Cyclopterus lumpus (lumpfish) is the source of this 1741-nucleotide messenger RNA. It is a transcript of the gene glt8d2, whose product is annotated as glycosyltransferase 8 domain containing 2. Gene Ontology annotation, molecular function: glycosyltransferase activity. Lineage: Eukaryota; Metazoa; Chordata; Actinopteri; Perciformes; Cyclopteridae. Gene Ontology annotation, cellular component: Golgi apparatus. The transcript has 10 exons. Bases 138 to 1226 code for a protein of 362 amino acids. The record is from RefSeq and is a predicted model, not a curated record.
GUGGGAGAGGAGAAAAGUGGGAUUGUUGGUGAGGGUGAGUCUCAGUUCUCAGAGGUUUUACAACAUGGACAAUGGACACCAGGGUUGAGGCUGACCACCUCCUUUACUUCUGAUGUUGCUGGAAGCGAGCCUGAAAUAUGACUGUCCUGAGAAAAAUUAACCGGGUCCUCCUGGUGCUGCUGGUGCUGCUAGUGUGUCUCCUCCUGCACAGCACACUGCUCAGAGCCUCCUCUCGGCCCAAACUCUCAGAUCACUGGAAGAGCCUCGGACACGCAGCACGAGUUCCCUCAGGCAGAGUGUCGGAGGCGGAGCCUGUCGUCCCCGUCGUCAUAUGCGCAUCGGAGGAGCGCAUCGGGGCCACCAUGGCGGUCAUCAACAGCGUCUACAGCAACACAGACGCCAGUGUGUUCUUCUAUAUUGUCACUCUGCGCGAUGCCGUGAAACUGACCAGACAGUACAUCAUGAAGACUAAGCUAAAAGGCAUCACAUAUAAGAUAUUGGAAUUCAACCCCAUGGUUCUGAAAGGAAAAGUGAAGCCAGAUUCCUCUCGACCCGAACUGUUACAUCCACUCAACUUUGUGCGCUUCUACCUGCCCCUGCUUGACAUCAAGCACAAGAGGGUGAUAUACUUAGACGAUGAUGUCAUCGUGCAGGGUGACAUCAAGGAUCUGUUCAACAUGAAACUGAAGCCCGGUCAUGCUGCUGCUUUCUCCACUGACUGCGACCUGCCCUCCACACAUGAGAUGGUGCGCAGCAUCGGCAUGCAGACAACCUACAUGGGCUUCCUGGACUACAGGAAAGAGGAAGUUCGAGACCUGGGCAUCGACCCCAGAGAUUGCUCUUUCAACCCCGGAGUGUUUGUGGCAGAUGUCAGCGAAUGGAAGAAGCAGAAGAUCACUAAACAGUUAGAGAAAUGGAUGGAGGAGAAUUUCAGGACCAACAUAUACAGCAGUGCAAUGGCAGGAGGCGUGGCGACUCCACCCAUGCUGAUAGUGUUUCAUGACAAAUACACAACACUGGACCCCUUGUGGCACGUCAGACACAUGGGCUGGAGUCCAGACGCCCGCUAUUCAGAGAGAUUCCUAGAGGAGGCGCACCUGCUGCACUGGAACGGUCCUUUUAAACCAUGGCACUACCCUGCUGUUCACUUGGACCUGUGGGAGAGGUGGUUCAUUCCAGACCCCUCCAGGAAGUUCUCCUUGGUACGACCCAAGAGCAACAGCUGAGGCCUGCGGGACAUCCCAUGUGUGAGCCUCAGGUGGACAUGAAGCUCUGGGGUUCAGGACUUACUUGAGCAGCGGCGGAAGCUGUGCAGAGAAUGUAAUGCAGAGGAAUCCAAUGCUCUACGUAUUUAGCCUACGAAAGCUAAAUGCACAUGUGAAGUGGCCGAUGGUACCUGUAAAGAUAUUAGUAUAUGACUUGGAGAAAUGUGUUGAAGGUGAAAAUGAUGAAAUUCAUAACAGUGACGAGAGUUUAGAGUCGUUGUAAAUCGUGUGAAAAAAGAGAAAAUGUCUUUCCAUGCAGUUCUGGAAAUACAUUUCCAGAACUGUAAUAUGCAGUCUCGUCUUUGCUGGUCGACUUUCAUGCUUCAAAUAAAUCAUUGGAAUCUUGAAUAAUACACAACUGUGUAUUAUUAACACCUGUUAACCUGUUCAGAUAUGUUAGCGACAGUUAGGCUUAUUCUAAGUUUCUGGACAUUGUUGAGCCAGGAAAUAAAACCGACAAGCUUGACUGACAUUCA